Cornus florida is the source of this 1909-nucleotide messenger RNA. RefSeq names its product 3-ketoacyl-CoA synthase 12-like. The coding region runs from base 93 to 1496 and encodes 467 amino acids. Gene Ontology annotation, cellular component: membrane. The transcript has a single exon. The record is from RefSeq and is a predicted model, not a curated record. Gene Ontology annotation, molecular function: acyltransferase activity, transferring groups other than amino-acyl groups. Gene Ontology annotation, biological process: fatty acid biosynthetic process. NCBI's taxonomy places the organism in Eukaryota, Viridiplantae, Streptophyta, Magnoliopsida, Cornales, Cornaceae.
AUUUCAUUUCAAUUCCUAUUCCAAUUCCAAUAUUAAGCUCACACCUCACAAGACACAAACACACCCUUUCUCUCUCUCUAUCUCUCUCUUUCAUGGAAAUGAUUUCCAUGUUACUAUUGUAUACCCUUCCUCUUUUCUACCUCCUCUUCUUGCUGUUGAAGUUUCUUCAUCAAAAGAAGCACCAGUCCUGCUACAUUUUGGACUAUGAAUGCUUCAAACCGAGCGACGAUCGAAAGCUCAGCACCAAGUUUUGCGGCAAAAUCAUCAGGAGAAAUCAAAACUUGGGUCUCAACGAGUACAAGUUCCUCUUGAAGGCCAUUGUCAGCUCCGGCAUCAGCGAGCAAACCUACGCGCCACGGAACAUUCUCUCCGGACGAGAAGAUUGUCCCACCAUCGAUGACAGUCUCUCCGAGAUGGAAGAGUUCUUCCAUGACAGCAUUGACAAGCUACUGAAAAGAUCAAAACUUUCUCCAUCCGAAAUCGACGUGUUAGUGGUGAACAUAUCCAUGCUAGCUGCGGUCCCUUCCUUAGCUUCUAGGAUCAUUAACCAUUACAAGAUGAGAGACGACAUUAAAGUCUAUAAUCUCACUGGGAUGGGGUGCAGUGCGAGCCUUAUUUCGAUCAAUGCCGUCCAAAACAUUUUCAAAACACACAAAAAUGUGUGCGCACUUGUUGUGACAUCGGAGUCCUUGAGUCCCAAUUGGUACACGGGCAACAAUAGAUCAAUGAUACUUGCAAAUUGUCUGUUUAGGUCAGGUGGUUGCGCCAUACUUUUGACAAACAAAGUGGCCUUAAAGAAGAAGGCCAUGUUCAAGUUGAAGUGUCUAGUGCGUACACACCACGGAGCAAGAGAUGAGUCCUACGGGUGCUGCAUACAGACCGAGGACGAGCAAGGCCGGAUAGGGUUUCACCUUGGGAAGACCCUUCCCAAGGCUGCAACUCGAGCCUGCAUCGACAACCUCAAGGAGAUCACACCAAAGAUAUUGCCGCUGAGGGAGCUGCUCCGCUUCGCCGUCGCAUCAUUCAUACGAAAAAUGAACAAAAACUCGUCCGCAAAGGGAGGGAGCACUCCGAGGCCGGUGAUCAAUUUCAAGACCGGGGUAGAUCAUUUCUGCCUGCAUACAGGUGGGAAGGCGGUGAUAGAUGGCAUCGGACAGAGCCUUUGCCUGAGUGAGUAUGACCUAGAGCCGGCGAGGAUGACGCUGCAUCGAUUCGGAAACACAUCUGCAAGUAGUCUUUGGUAUGUGUUGGGGUACAUGGAGGCCAAGAAGAGGCUUAAAAAAGGUGAUAAAAUAUUUAUGAUAAGUUUUGGUGCAGGUUUUAAGUGUAACAGUUGUAUGUGGGAGGUGGUGAGGGACUUGGGUGACACAAAUGUGUGGGAGGACUGCAUUGAGAGCUACCCGCCACAAAACCUAGCAAACCCUUUCAUGGAGACAUAUGGUUGGAUCCAAAAUGAGGAUAUAAGCACCUUCAAGAUUCCAGAUGAAUAUCUGUAAAAAUUCAGUGAGAAAGGUGUUUAAGGUGAUCAUUAUUUUUCUUUCGACAAUCUCUCUUCUUCUUCAUUGUGUUGAUAGGUUUUAUUAAUUUUUAUGUGUAAAAUUACAUGUUCUUGUUGUUGAAUCCAUGGGGUAGAGGGGAUACACUGAUUGUCCAAUAAGGUAUGCUGCUUCCAAGGAAAUGAGAAGUUUGCAUCUUAUAUAUUUAUAUAUAGGGCUUGUUUUUGUUUUUAGGAUAGUGAUUCUUAGACCUAAUGAUUUAACGGAUGCGUCCGGGAGAGUAUCCGAUGGAUGACUUGUAAUUCCGUUAGAUUAUUAGGUCUAAUUAGCAUUGUCUGUUCUUUUAAAGUUUUAUUUUUACCUAUCUUUUCUUUUCUUUUAACAGUGAUAAUAUUGUUAUUGGCUUGCUUUAA